AUGGCCGACUCUGCGGUGUCAUCACUCGCUCACACUCAUGAAAUGCGGAGUACAAAACCUCAGUCGACCCUUCUAAACACUCUCGCCCUCUACCGCUGGUUCCUCCGCCUCACCCGCGUCCUCCAAUUCCUCUCCGCCAUCAUCUCCUUCGGCCUCUUCUCCUCCAAAAUCUAUAAAAUCUACCGCCUCAUCAACCGUGUCAAAACCUACCGUGGCAUCUCCGGCUCCGACAGCGCCGUCGAAAGCAUCCUCGCCAUGAUAAUAACGCUUCUGCUCCGCGGCGGCGGCCCAAAGUGGCUGCGAUGGUUCUGGGUCCUGCUCGACCUCGCGUUCGUCGGCGCCUUCAUUGCCGUUUCUGUUUUGACUAGACCCGCGGGUGGGCCAGAGGGCCCGAGUCGCUGCUACACGAAUAGGAGGUCAACCACGAGCCCUAGUGCGGUUGCUACGGGUAAGAAGACAAACGGCAAUGAUUCGAAGUGCAGUUUGCCUUGGGGAACGUUUGUCUUGGCUAUUUUCAGCACGUAAGUUGUAAUAAGAAGCAUCGUACGGAU
Molecule: messenger RNA, 551 nt
Organism: Mytilinidion resinicola
Lineage: Eukaryota; Fungi; Ascomycota; Dothideomycetes; Mytilinidiales; Mytilinidiaceae
Exons: 2
Coding region: 1-525 (174 amino acids)
Source: RefSeq, a predicted model, not a curated record